Messenger RNA from Lepisosteus oculatus (spotted gar), 5527 nucleotides. The record is from RefSeq and is a predicted model, not a curated record. NCBI's taxonomy places the organism in Eukaryota, Metazoa, Chordata, Actinopteri, Semionotiformes, Lepisosteidae.
UGGCGUCUUCGCUGCUCGACGGGGGGAGUCCUCAGCCAUAGUGAUGGCUGCGUGCAGUGGGAAAGUGGAACAGCACACAGAGAGGCGAGGAGUCAUUUACAGCCCGUCGUGGCCACUCAACUAUCCAGCAGGGAUGAACUGCAGCUGGAACAUCCAAGGAGACAAAGGAGACGUCAUCACCAUCAGUUUCCGGAACUUCGACCUGGAGGAGUCUGGGAAGUGCGCGGGUGACUGGCUGCUGCUGGGGCCCACCUGGAGGGAGGAGUACCGCGUGUGCGGGUCGCUCAUCCCGCCUCCCUUCAUUUCCACCCGCGGCCACGUCUGGCUCCACUUCCACUCCGCCUCCGCCUCUUCCGGCCAGGCCCAGGGCUUCCGCCUCUCGUACAUCCGGGGUGAGUGCCGGGAGAUCCCCCAGACCCGUCCCCGCCUCUUCCGGUGGCUUUGCGAGGAAACGCGCCUGAGAUCUGGGCUGCGAACUGCAGAGAUCAUCCAGAGUCUUUUCAGCUUUUUGAGGCUUGGCGUGACGGCGGCAGAUUCAAAAGCUGCCGCCACCACAGCAGAGCUCAGCGAAGCUUUUGAAACCCAGAUGACCCGCCUGGAGGCGGAGUUUGUCAGGAGAGAGGCCCCGCCCUCAUACGGUCAGCUGAUCGCCCAAGGCCUGAUCCCGCCCGUGGAGGACUUCCCAGUCUAUAACCCAUCUCAGGCCUCGGUGCUCCAGAACAUCCGCACCGCCAUGCGCCGCCAGAUCCGCCGGCACUCCUCGCGCCGGGCUGCGUCCCGCCGGAGACUGGGGCGCAUCUGGAGCCGGCUGUUUCACCGCGGGACCAGGCUGCGCGGCCAGAUCCCGCUGCUCACCCCGCCCGGAGCCCCCCACCCGCCCCUGGGAGGCGGGGCGCACAGCUACCAGGCGGUGGCGGGGAGCGAGAGGCAGGCGCCUUCUCCCUGCAGCCCGCCGGCCUCGGAGGGGCCGACCGGGGGGCUCUCCCCGGCCUCGGAGGACCUGGAGGGGGGGGCCUGCAGCCGGUGCCGCGGCCCCGGCUCUCCCCCCGCCCCCGGCGAGGCCGAGCGAGGCCUCUGCCCGCGCAAGGUGUCCCGCAAGCUGGUCCAGGGGCUGGCGGCAAACCUGAGGGGCGUGUCGGUGCGGCACUACUCCAGCCUGGACCCCCCGCCGCCCGCUCAGCCGCGCGCAGAGCCCCCCCCGGCGGGGCCCUCGGGGUGCCGUUCUGUGGAGGUGCCAAUCCUGGAGGACGCCGGGGGGCUCGGGGGGGGCCGGCGGCCCAGCAGCGACGAGGACGACGACGAGUCUCUUCUCGUCUGCUGAAGGACCUCCCGUGCCCUCCGCCUUCGUCCUGCCCUCUGUCUCGGAGCCGGCGUGUGCUCCGUUCCUUUGUUUGUGGAUCUUUUUCUUUAGUGGGCAAAGACCCAGUUGUCGCUGAAUUACAGCGUUUCCAUGCUGCAGUCAUUCGGUGUAGAAGACGUAGGGGCCGCAGGAACACAUCACACAUGCUGGCUUGGCGUUUCCUGUUCUGCCGUUUCCUUGUUUUUGUCCAGCAGGGAGGUGAUCGGUGUUGGCUUGACCCGCUGCCUGUCCCUGCUGUAGCUGUAGGAUCAGUAGGUGUCCUGUGAUUGCACUGUCUAGCCUGUUACUUCCUAAUUUCCCGUCCUGCGAAUGACGUGGAUGCUGUUUCACUCUACACUGUAAUAUCCAGCCUCAAUGGACUCUGUUUUAAAAGCUGUUAAUGUGGAGCGGUCGGCGAGCUGGGCCACAAACGGCUUGCCCGGCCCGGCCCGGCCCGGCCCACAGGAGAUCACAGGCAGAUCCCUUUCCGCAAGUCAGCGUUCUGUCCCGAGAACACGGAGCUUCGUGAAUCACCUGCGGGAUAGAGGUCACUCGGAGCCGCUGUUCCUCCUGGGAACUGAAGCCCCAGCCGGUGAGCGGGGAGUUUACACUGCUGUCGGUGCAGCUGGAGAAAUGGAGCAGCGUUCAAGACCAGGCAAGCUGAGCACUUCAAAGCCCAUUGAAAUCUGGUUUCCUUUCUCAGGAAGACAAUACAGGUACAGUGAUUUACUUCAGUGAAGACCAGGUCGGUUGACUUCAUUUGACUUAGUUUUACCACUCUUCCUCCUUCUGACAGCACAUAGUCGAUCCCUUUUUUAAGAAACCAGAACCUCAGGGAGGGGGUUAUACAGAAACAAGACUAAAACAUAUUUUCGGCAAUGAUUGGAAGUCUUUUGUAACCCAAGGAAUUGAAAAAAGCUUGAAGCUUUGAAAGUAGAUCAUAAUGUUUUAAUGGACUGUAAUAGGAGGGGUUAGAAAAGGGUAAUUAGAUCAUAUUUUUCUACAUGUAAGAACUUGCUGUGAUUUUAGUUGCUAUUCCAGGCCUUACUAGAAGAGGUUAUCGGAAAUCCAGGGAUAUGACUUUCGUCUUGUCAUUGCUGUGACUCUUAGGCAAAAACGUCUUUACCCAUUUGGGAAACCUUUUCAUUUUUUUUUUAUUUGCUUUGUGUUACUUGCACUUGUGGGAACUAUGGUUGGUGUUGGCAGAUGUACCAAGACCUUGCUUUAUGUUACCAAAUGUUUAUGGCCUUUAAGCUAGGAGUAUGAGUUUUGGAUAGUGUCUGGGGAAAAAAAACUGAUUUUUCUUGCUUUUAAAACAACUGGAGAAAAAGAAAAUGCAUGGCCGCAGUUUGUUUCCUUGGUUCACUGUCUCAUAACUGCCUGCGUGCGGUUUCAGUCAUUGUCGUAUUGGUCCUGCUUAAGAGAAGAUGUUGACUCUGUCUGUAGCAAGCUGUGUCGUUUGGACAUCAUGGACAUGUUGCUGAGUGUACUGUAUGUAAAUAUUUUCACGGAUUCUUCUGUACAGAAUGAACACGUCUCAUGCUCACGUCCAGCAGACAGUGGAAUUACGAGGGUGAGGUGAUUUUAAAGACCGCCUCAGUGGUGGUUAUGGUGGCAGUAGCAUACCCAUAGUGCUACGCUACACCCCCCUGGGGGUGCGCCCCUUCACAGGAAACUUUCCAAUCUCCACGUCUAAGUGGGGGGAAAAUGACAUUUAUACCCUUACUUUCAGUUAUAACCUUUCUUCAUUAGUUCGCAUUUUUAAUUUGCACAUUCAAAAAAAACCAUCUCCGCAGACCGCAUGGCACAUCUGCUGGAGCGGCUCGUCCCUCUCCGCUCUGCAGUUCAUGUCGUGUGCCACGCAGGGGCCUGUGCUCCUUGCCAGUGUUGCCAGGGAUGAAGGUCUGGCUCAUGACUUGAUUAGUCUGAAAAUUACCAUCUGAUCUUCUGUUUCCAUGUUUUGAUAUUUUGGUGAAAUUUGUCGCAAUAACUGAAACAAAAGAGCAAUAACUGAAAUUAUUGCUCUUUUGUUCUUUGUGAGUGUUUGUGGGUAUUUGGUCUCCAGGAAGUCUGCCGGGGGAAGUAAAUUUGUGUGACACCACUGAAAAGCUGGGAAAAAGGAGCAUCUGUGUGUUACUUUUAUUGCUUCCCCAUGACAUUUCUUUCCAAUUCACCUGUGAAAUGCCUUCUGUAUUUCCUGGAGACUUUGGCAUUUCAAGACAAAACAUGCACAAUAACAUGGAAUCAUUAAGGACAUACACAACAGUAUGUAAGACAACUUAAAACAUUGUUUUAUUAUGGCAACCAUUUUCAUUUUGGUGCAAAACUAAAAAAUGUUUUUCAACCCAUUUCUUAUAUCUGUCCUCAAUUGCAGAGUAAUUCGAAUGCUAUACAGUUGUGUGUGUGGUGGGAGGGGUGAAAGGUGAUCUGUUAAAGGUUGUGGGGUGUAGUUGCUGAGAUGAGAUGAUUGAAGACAUAAAUGUUAGUCUCUUUUAUAACACCUCAUCUAACUUGUACUGUGGACAGUUACACCUAAUGCAAGUGCUGUCUUGUUUUGGGUGUCUUUUAUGGUGAAACAGUACCCCCUAGUGGUAAAGAUGAGCUCUGCUACUGUUCCAUAUAGCCUUGCCUGUCAUAGCCUAUGAAUUUGACAGAGCGGCUAUAGUUGUCCCUUUCCUUCAGUUUGACUCUUUUUGACUUCUGCCUUUGUUCACCAUUAACUCCUUGCCAUAAAAUAGUAAUAUUGGAUCUGAUGGAAGCCAUAUAGUAAUAGAGGCUCUGAGUUUCUCUGGAGUCCCUUUGUUCGACUAGAGCGAUGCGGGUUAUGAAAAGCCCUUCUGACAGGGGUUUUGGCCUUUGGAAUAAAAAUAGAUCAUUUUCAAGAACAGGCUUUUACAGUUUUUUUAUGUGUGUGUGCUAAAGCAGAGAAGUGCUUUUUGUCGUUCGCCCUCAUUAGCCAGUAACAACAGAAUGCACCUUCUCCAUUCCCCGAUGGAAAGGAUUGCAUUAUUUUUCAGUAAAGUUAACUUUUCUUUCCUAUUAGGUUAGAAUAUGACGAACAGAUCCUGUCCCAUUCAGCUCACAGGAAUAAACUGUGAAACUGUGAUGAUGUUUUACUCACACAACCACUCUCGUCCAGCUCUCUGGUUCUGGACAUGCUGUAGAAAGCCGAGUGAAAGAUAAGAGGGAGGAUCACUUGAUGGGAACUUGGAGGUUUUUGUGACUAUUCCUGGAGUGGAGGUGGAGGUGUUCUGGUAACCUGACAAAAAGAGAGUCUGUCUGCUAAUGUUGUGCAUGGUGGUGCUGGAUAUUAAUCAAAACAUCCGCUUUCACACAGUUUGAUCUUGAGAGGAUUUGGUGGGGAGCAGGGGAAAUGAAUACCUUUGUAAACAGACUAGGAGUAUCAGCUCAGGAUUUGUCUUCAUUUUUUGAUGCCUUUUCCUUUACAAUUGACCCAUUUUGCUGUUAAGGCUGGAAGGGCUGAAAAUCUGCAGACUGUGUGAGAGCACCCUGGUUAAAUGAAGUCAUGCGUAGUGUAAUGGGUGUUACCACCCUGGGGAACCAGCCUGGCUUUUUCGGGAUAACUUGUGAAUCCUCUCUUUUUAUAGGACUAGUGGCAGGCUCCUAGGCCAAUUGGAUUUCUAUAACUAAUUCCCUGCUCCCACCCAAAGCCUUAGAGGUUCUGUUUAAUGGAUAUCAGCACUAACAUGGCAGGGAAAUCAAGUGCAUAAGCAGUUUUGGAAAACAGGGGCUUCAUUCCAGUGCAACAGGUGGGUUACUGUAUCAGUGAAUGUGUGGGCAUAGCAUCUGGAUGUCAUGGGAGCUCAGUUUUGUUUCAUGAUAUAUUGUAACAUUUUGAGAUAUUUAGCUGCAUUGACAAACAAGUUGCCAUCUGAUAUAUCAUUUUUUACUGUAUUAUACAGUGCAUUUUCUCUUUAUGAAAGAGAAUGAGGUAUAAUUUAUCAGCUGUGCAUUAUGAGAUUCUUCUCAUUAGAUUUCUUUGUAUUUCUGCAGCUAGCAUCACUCAAAAAGUCCUCUUUCCUCUUGGUAAUAAUGUGCUGGCACUGUCAACGAGGGUUGUCAUGGCAACAUCUGCCAGUGUUGAAGUGAACUGUGUGCAGACCUUUAUGAUUGUCUUAAAGUGUCUCUUCUUGUGCCUGCAUUUAAUAAACCUUAGUUUCAUUAACA